UGUCGGCCAGCCAAUACACACAAGGAAGAAACCAUCAACAAGAUAACAGAAAGACGAUCAAGCAGUUUCUAUCUGCGCAAGAUUUCCUUCGCCUGCUCAGUCAACAUAGCAUUCUCUGGAUCUUGCCAGGCAGUUUUCUCAAGAGGCUCUCAUCCUACAGAAGUGGAGACGGUCUGACCAACACAGCACAGAAUCAAAAUGUCAGACUUCCCUGAACUCGAAGAUUUCUCGAACGUGGCAGCUUCGAACGAUCCACAGGCGGACUUUCUGGCACGAGAACGGGCCCUGCUCGGUGAUGAAUUCGGAGCACCACCAGAGAACUACCAAGAGACAAUACAGGUCAAGCAGGACGAUGAUGAUCAGUUCGGCCUAGGCGAUUUCUCUUCUGCCCCCAUCGAUCACCACCCUCAACCCGCCGCCCCUCCUCCUGUCUCCACCACCGGUGCCCCUGAUGAACUGGCAUCCUUCCAGGACCAGUAUCCUGAUAUCAGCCAUGAUAUCCCUGAUCAAACCAACGGAUUCGACGCACCAGCACCUUCACUCUAUGCAAAUCAAUCAUCAGCCUAUGCCACUCCAGCGGUAUAUGCCCAGACGCAGACAGAAGAAGAAUCGCCAUUCAUUAAGGAAUGGCGAACUAAUCAGGCGGAAGAGAUCCGAGUGCGCGAUGAACGAAGUGCGGCUAAACGUGAAGAAACUAUCGUGGCGGCCGAGAAGGCGAUCGACGAGUUCUACCAUGGUUAUAACACCGAGAAACAAAAAAACAUUGCCAAGAAUAAAGAGGAAGAGGCGAAAUUCAUACAAUCCAGGAGCGACAAACUUGCACAAGGUACGACAUGGGAACGGAUUGCAGAGUUGAUCGAGUUACAGGACUCUCGCUCGAAGACUUGCGGGAAAUCUGCCAAGGAUCUCGCUCGCUUUAAGGAGAUCUUGCUCAACUUGAAACGUGAUGGCCAAAACGCCCCCGGCGCUGCUGGCUUUUAAACCCUUCUUCUUCCUCUUUCACCUCGCUCCUGAUCUAAAUCACUCACUCCCUCUUACAUACAUUCUUCUUCCUCCUCUUCUCUCUAUUAAUUUUUCUUCAUGUCUCUAAAGGUCCCUCUUUUUUUCUUUUCCUCUUUUUUAGUCUUUGAUCAGAAUCUUGUUUUUAACAGAAAAGAAAAACAGAAAGAUGAGUAGAAAUUUGGUUUGUGUCCACCAGACAAUGCUGGUGUGUUAAUAGAAGUGACAAGAGACAUAAAUGUCAACACAGGCAAAGCUCAGAUACACAUAUAAGUUUAUUAGGACAAUGUUGUGGGUAAAUGUGUCCCAAUCACCUUCCAACACA
Messenger RNA from Puccinia graminis f. sp. tritici CRL 75-36-700-3, 1324 nucleotides. RefSeq lists its product as uncharacterized. The coding region runs from base 199 to 981 and encodes 260 amino acids. The transcript has 5 exons. Gene Ontology annotation, biological process: intracellular protein transport; clathrin-dependent endocytosis; clathrin coat assembly. Gene Ontology annotation, molecular function: clathrin heavy chain binding; structural molecule activity. The record is from RefSeq and is a predicted model, not a curated record. Gene Ontology annotation, cellular component: clathrin coat of coated pit; clathrin coat of trans-Golgi network vesicle; plasma membrane. Lineage: Eukaryota; Fungi; Basidiomycota; Pucciniomycetes; Pucciniales; Pucciniaceae.